CUGACUCACUAAACUAAAAUCAACACAGUAUGGCGGUUCCAGUAGCAGUUGGCGUUGGGACUCUCGCAGUGCUUUAUGCUGGCAGAAGAUUCUUCCAAGGACCCAGGUGUACCAGCGCUAAAAGCUUAAAGGGCAAAACCGUUGUUAUCACCGGUGCAAAUACUGGCAUAGGAAAAGAGACAGCGGUGGAUUUAGCUUCGCGUGGUGCAAGAGUAAUCAUCGGUUGCAGGAACAUGGAGAAAGCCAAAGAAGCUCUCAAGGAGAUACAAGAGCGAAGUGGUAGUACUUUUGUCUUCCUGGAGAAGCUGGACUUGUCGUCCUUGGAGUCAGUCCGCACUUUUGCAGACAAAAUCCUGAACAGCGAGCCACGCUUGGAUAUCCUGAUCAAUAAUGCAGGAGUAAUGGCCUGUGAUUAUCAGAAGACCAAAGAGGGAUUUGAAAUGCAGUUCGGAGUCAACCACCUGGGUCAUUUUCUGCUAACGAUGCUGCUUUUGGAUCUGAUAAAACGUUCAGCACCAAGUCGCAUCAUAAACGUGUCGUCCUCAGCGCACGCUAUGGGCUCUCAGAAGAUCAACUUUGAUGACAUCCACUAUGAGAAGAGCUACAGUGCUUGGCCGGCCUAUUUUAACAGCAAGCUAUCCAACGUGCUUUUCACACGAGAGCUUAGCAAACGCCUGGAGGGUACCCAUGUUACAGUUAAUGCCCUUCACCCAGGGGCAGUCAGUACAGAUCUGCAACGGCAUUCCAUUUUGUCCAGUGUUGUUGUAGCCCCACUUCGCUGGUACACCUUCAAGAGCGCUGAGAUGGGAGCUCAGACUACAAUCUACUGUGCAGUCUCCGAAGAGAUGGAAGGUGUCAGUGGCAAAUAUCUGGCAGACUGUGCAGUCAAGGAGCCUUGCAAAGGUGCCAAAGAUGAUGAUGCAGCAAAGAAGUUGUGGGAUCUUAGCGUGAGGUUGGUUAAACUAGACAAAUGAACAUCAACAUUUUGUCCAUGAGUUAUCCACGUUGCAAGUGUCAAAUACAGAGAUGUUCUUACCUUUACAAUGUUUACUGAGUUUAAUCAUAGUAUGCACAAAGUUUAGAACUGUUGUGAGGAAGUAUUUGAGUUUGAGAACUUCUUUAAGUAAGUGCUUUUCUUCGUUAUUUUACGUUUAACUCAAUAUCGCAUACAGGUCUACAAAAGUGAAAUACUGCACUGUCACGCGUGUGAUAUAGGGUUUCAGAGUUAGUUGCUGAAUAAUAACUAUUAAUAGUCAAUGUUGUAUGACUCUAAAGUAGCAAAAUGUGUUCAAAUGUUUUGUUAGCUUUCUUUCAACUAGCAUUAAAACGGUGAUGGUAAUUUUU
This is a messenger RNA of Pocillopora verrucosa, 1344 nucleotides long. The record is from RefSeq and is a predicted model, not a curated record. Lineage: Eukaryota; Metazoa; Cnidaria; Anthozoa; Scleractinia; Pocilloporidae.